This is a messenger RNA of Arabidopsis arenosa, 1915 nucleotides long. NCBI's taxonomy places the organism in Eukaryota, Viridiplantae, Streptophyta, Magnoliopsida, Brassicales, Brassicaceae. The record is from the annotation of a GenBank genome assembly.
GUUUUAGCCAAACAAGUCAUCAUCGGCGGAGACCAUGACCGUUACCAGCUUUGUACGGAACUCCGUGGUGGCUUCGACGUCAUGGAACGUGCGUCUGAGAGAGCUCGCAUAUCAGUCAUUGUUUGCUGAAUCUAUCUCUCUUUACCGGUCAAUGCUCCGUUCAGGUUCUUCUCCCGACGCGUUCUCGUUCCCUUUCAUUCUCAAGUCAUGUGCUUCCCUUUCGCUGCCUGUCUCCGGCCAACAGCUCCAUUGCCACGUGAUCAGAGGAGGUUGCGAAGCUGAGCCCUUUGUGCUGACGGCUCUGAUCUCUAUGUACUGUAAAUGCGGUUUGGUAGAGGAUGCACGCAAGGUGUUCGAAGAAAAUCCUCAGUCAAGUCAGCUUGGUGUUUGUUACAACGCUUUGAUAUCUGGGUAUACAGCAAACUCGAAGGUCUCUGAUGCUGCGUUUAUGUUUCGUAGGAUGAAGGAAACUGGUGUGUCUGUGGAUUCAGUUACAAUACUUGGGCUUGUCCCGCUUUGCACGGUUCCUGAAUACCUCUGGCUUGGGAGGUCUCUUCACGCUGAAUGUGUUAAAGGAGGAACAUAUUCUGAAGUAGCUGUUUUGAAUAGUUUCAUCACGAUGUACAUGAAAUGCGGGUCGGUAGAAUCGGGUAGGAGGUUGUUUGAGGAGAUGCCUGUGAAGGGUUUGAUUACUUGGAAUGCUGUGAUUUCUGGAUAUUCACAGAACGGGCUAGCUUACGAUGUUCUAGAACUUUAUGGGCAGAUGAAAUCAUCGGGUGUUUGUCCUGAUCCUUUUACAUUGGUUAGUGUUCUGUCUUCUUGUGCCCAUCUUGGAGCUAGGAAGAUUGGUCAGGAAGUAGGGAAGUUAAUAGAAGCCAAUGGUUUUGUACCAAAUGUGUUUUUAAGCAAUGCAUUGAUUAGUAUGUAUGCUAGAUGCGGUAACUUGGCAAAGGCACGUGCUGUUUUCGACAUCAUGCCUGUAAAAAGCUUAGUUUCAUGGACCGCCAUGAUAGGUUGUUAUGGGAUGCAUGGAAUGGGAGAGACUGGGCUUACGCUUUUUGAUGAUAUGAUAAAAAGAGGCAUAAGACCCGAUGGGGCGGUGUUUGUAAUGGUUUUAUCUGCUUGCAGCCAUUCAGGGCUAACCGAUAAAGGUUUAGAGUUAUUUAGAGCGAUGAGGAGAGAGUAUAAGCUGGAGCCUGGUCCUGAACACUACUCUUGCUUAGUUGAUCUACUCGGAAGAGCUGGUCGACUAGAUGAUGCCAUGGAGUUUAUAGAUUCAAUGCCUGUUGAACCGGACGGUGCUGUUUGGGGUGCUCUCUUGGGUGCAUGUAAAAUCCAUAAGAAUGUGGAUAUGGCAGAGUUAGCAUUUGCAAAGGUGAUUGAGUUUGAACCCAUGAACAUUGGCUACUAUGUAUUGAUGUCAAAUAUAUAUUCAGACUCAAAAAACCAAGAAGGAAUCUGGAGAAUUCGGGUAAUGAUGAGAGAUAGAGCAUUCAGGAAAAAGCCUGGGUAUAGUUAUGUGGAACACAAGGGAAGAGUUCACUUGUUUUUAGCUGGCGAUAGAAGUCAUGAGCAAACAGAGGAAGUCCACAGAAUGCUGGAUGAGUUAGAGACUUCUGUGAUGGAGCUUGCGGGAAACAUGGACUGUGAUAGAGGCGAAGAGGUUUCGAGCACUACCCGUGAGCAUAGCGAGAGGUUAGCAAUAGCUUUUGGGAUUCUCAACAGUAUUCCAGGCACAGAAAUUCUUGUGAUAAAGAAUUUGAGGGUUUGUGAAGAUUGUCAUGUGUUUAUCAAGCUGGUUAGCAAGAUUGUAGAUCGUCGGUUUGUUGUAAGAGAUGCAUCUCGGUUCCACUAUUUCAAAGACGGGGUCUGUUCGUGCAAAGAUUACUGGUGAUAGGCUAUUUUUAUUUUUCGC